Messenger RNA from Conger conger (European conger), 2041 nucleotides. Its product is annotated as interferon-induced protein 44-like. Bases 144 to 1496 code for a protein of 450 amino acids. Lineage: Eukaryota; Metazoa; Chordata; Actinopteri; Anguilliformes; Congridae. The record is from RefSeq and is a predicted model, not a curated record. The transcript is spliced from 8 exons.
UUUGCAGAACAAACUGAAAACUACUGGUCAUAUAGGUCAUAUAGCAACUGAAACAGAAAUUGAAACGGUAAGCACUGCAUUUGCUUUACUUAGUCACGCAAGACCGCACACCAGAUUCAUCAACGAGCAGUCUCCAGCUGAUCAUGAGUGCUGUCAGGUCGUCUCUGUCGCGGGAGCAGGAGAGGCAGCUGAGCUCGCUGUUCGGCCAGGUGAAGCUGAGCCUCCUCUACAAAGCCAGCGUGCACGGCUACACCGCCGCUGCCUUCCACGGCAGGUGUGACCUGCAGGGCCCCACCGUGGUGGUGGCCUACAACCACGCAGGCUUUGUCUACGGCGCCUACACCAGCAGGGACUACGCCCAGAGCGGGCAGUACGUCGCGGACGAGCGCGCCUUCCUGUUCAGCUUCGGCGGCGAGCGGGCAGGGCGGAGCCCCCUGCGCUACACACCCAAGCUCCCUGAGCAGGCCUUCCAGGACGGGAACACCGGCCCCAACUUCGGAGCGCUGCUCUUCCUGAAGGACAACACGGCCGCCGUCGCCUGCACUCCCGGGGAGCUGUACAACUUCGCCCCGGUGGACGUGCACGGCGACGACCCGGCGCUGGAGGAAUGCGAGGUGUACAGGGUGGAGGAUCUCGGAGGCCUCCUGGAGAAACCUUGGAGAAAUGUCCUCUGGAAUUCUGAGAAGAGGAAGGAGUUGCUGGACUUUGUGAAGAGCUACAGGCCCAUGAUGAAGGGGGUUCAGCAGGCCCGGAUCCUGCUUGUUGGGCCGGUCGGGGUUGGGAAGUCUAGCUUCUUCAACUCCAUCAAUUCCAUCUUCCGGGGUCAUGUGACCAGCCAGGCCAUUGCAGGCAGUGCUGUCAAAAGUCUGACUUCCCAGUUCCGCAGCUACCGUGUGAAGGCUGGGAGGGAGGGCAAGCCCCUCCCCUUUGUGGUGUGUGACACCAUGGGAUUGGAGGCCGCCGCGGGGGAGGGGCUUCACUUGGAUGACAUCACAAGCAUCCUGCGAGGCCAUGUUGUGGACAGGUACCAGUUCAACACGACAGUGCCCCUGCAGCCAGACUCCUUGGGGUACCGUAAGAACCCCUCGCUCUGUGACAUGAUCCACUGUGUGGUCUACGUGCUGGACAGCACCAAGCUGAACCAAAUGACACCCAAACUGUGGGAGAAACUGACUGACAUCCGCCGCAAGGUCAACCUGCUGGGUGUUCCCCAGCUGGUGCUCAUGACCAAGGUGGACGAGGCGUGUCAUCACGUGGGCAUGGACCUGAAGCAGGUGUACAGCAGCCACUUCAUCGACAGGAAGGUGCAGGAGUUGGGGGUCUUCCUGGGGAUACCCAUAUCCUGCAUCAUCCCGGUGAAGAACUACAGCCAGGAGCUGGAGUUGGACCCCUCUACCGACCUCCUGCUGCUCAGUGCGGUCCAGCAGAUGCUCCGCUUCGCUGACAACUACUUCGACGACAUUUACCUGGGGGCGGACGAGGACUGCAGCGAAUAGCCCCCCCUCUACACACCAGGGGGAGGGGGAGCAGUGCGGAGAAUAGCCCCCCCUCUACACACCAGGGGGAGGGGGAGCAGUGCGGAGAAUAGCCCCCCCUCUACACACCAGGGGGAGGGGGAGCAGUGCGGAGAAUAGCCCCCCCUCUACACACCAGGGGGAGGGGGAGCAGUGCAGAGAAUAGCCCCCCUCUACACACCAGGGGGAGGAUGAGCAGCGCAGAGAAUAGCUCCCCUCUGUACAGUACUCUGUAGGUCAUUGACUGCUAUGACCCCCAAAGUGAAAGAUUUAUGUUAUUGUUAUUGUUGAAAUAUAACGGCAAGUUAUCCUUUAACCCCAAAAUGGCUCCUCCACACAGUUAACCUGCACUCUACACAUUAAAGUGCUUGUCCUGCUUUGCUUAAACCAGUGUCCAAUACGCUGUAUAUUUACCGUAAAAAAUGUUGGCACAGAUUUCUCAGAUGCAUGCUAAAUGCUGUCAGCUGCUCCGUAAGUGUGCCCUCAUUUUAUACAGAGGUCAAAUAAAUAAACAUCACACUCCACAA